Messenger RNA from Aedes aegypti (yellow fever mosquito), 7777 nucleotides. RefSeq lists its product as uncharacterized. Bases 747 to 5072 code for a protein of 1441 amino acids. The transcript has 9 exons. Gene Ontology annotation, molecular function: ATP binding; signaling receptor binding; non-membrane spanning protein tyrosine kinase activity. The record is from RefSeq and is a predicted model, not a curated record. Gene Ontology annotation, biological process: innate immune response; cell differentiation; protein phosphorylation. NCBI's taxonomy places the organism in Eukaryota, Metazoa, Arthropoda, Insecta, Diptera, Culicidae. Gene Ontology annotation, cellular component: extrinsic component of cytoplasmic side of plasma membrane.
CCAGUUGUCUUCGGUAUCGCGCUCAGAACAGACGUGUGUUUUGCAAACAACGUGUCCUCGCGCUUUCCGUUUCGCGGCGUUGUGCAAACUCUUUUGAUCGCUUAGAUUAGAGCGAGAGAGAGCACACCUCUUUUUUAUUCGGAAUUGCUGUGCCGUUUCACGCGUUGUUUCAAUUUUGCUGCACUCCCCCGUAUUUGAGUGGAUGUUCUGUCAAUGCAAGAUUUUUUUUUUGUAAUUCUGAUGCGCGGUGCCCCGUCGUUUCAUUUGAUUGAAUUUCCGCGCGCUGAUCCAACGCAAUCGCAAUAGUGAAGAUAUACAUACACACGCACACCUAAACAGACUGAGUAAGAAGCAGCUCGAAGUCCCAGUACCUCCAGUUACAACUACAGUACAAGAACAGCUACUAGUGGAAAUGUUGUGAUUCUAUCCUCUUGCCAUUAGAGAAGAAAAGAAAAGAAAAUAAUUUGACCACCGCAAGAAUCGCGCGCACCACCGAUUUGAGUGAAAGUGAUCGAGCGAGAGUGAUUGUGAAUUUUAUUUAUUCGUGAAAACGCGUUUGAGCAAAGCGGAGACGUUGGCGACCGGUGUUCUAGAGUUCGCCGAGGUUCGGAAGGCAGGGAAGAUUCAAUGUGACUGUUGCGUAGUGCUUUUUCCCGCCUUCUGUUCGGAUAGAGUAGUGAUACAACGUUCGCCGUCGAUUGGUGAUAACAGUGCAAACAAUCCGCGCUGAAGUCCUUCUCUGGAGGAUGUCGUCGACGAUGCCCGUGGUUUGGUGCACAGAUCCAAACUCGUCCGAAAAGCGACAACCGUUCGCUCUGCAAGGAAUUCAACUGCAGGGCAACAUCACCGAGAAGCAUGUGCUGGCCAUGAAGGAACUGAUCAGUGCCGCCUCAGAGGGGCGGUUGCUAUUGCCUAGCGAUGGUGCCAUUGUCCUGCUGGACUGUGGAUUGAGUAUAGGUUCGAUGGUAAUUGAGGGGAAGGCCGGGAAAGAGGCGGCCCGGGAGGCCGCUGGGGUUAGUAAUCAUAAAUCAAUUCUCCCGGUCGUUCCGGAGAUGGCCGGGUGCGGUGAUGAUGGUCUGCAGCAGAAGUACGCAGAUGAUCAGAACAAUAAUGCUAAUGGGGGAGAUAGAGAUAAUAGAAUUGGGGAUAGGUGUGAAGAUGAAGAAGAUGAGGAGCAGGCUUUCCUCACCGAGUUGGCAGAAGAUGAGUGUAAGCCUCUGGACCUGUAUGGGUGCGGAGGAGCAGAGGGCGGCGAAUUUCUGUAUGAGUUUCUCUGCUGUGCCAAAUGUAUGAACGAUCCAUCGUCCAGUUGUUUCAAUCCACCCAGUCAUCGUAGUCGUAGUUUAAAUUCGCUCAACAACAAAUCACAGCUGUUGUCUCGGUUCCUUAAUGGCCGGGCCAAAGCCCGGCUCUACUGUGAUCCUCUGUACAACAUAUCCAAUCGGUAUUUCAAACGACUGGCCAAAGCCAGCAAGAUCCGAUCGGACUCGCGUCGGAAUGUGAUCCGCAAAAGCUCGAUCCGAAGCGAUCGAUCGUCCGGGGGCAAAAUCGUCAAGAAGAGCUCCGAGAACAUCCCCAUCUAUGCCACGGUCAAUAAAAAGAUGAAGCUACGUUCCCGGUUGGAGGCCCUCCGACGACAGAACAUCGACGCCGACACGUUAGCAUUACAAAUUGCACUCGACAAGCAACAACUAAUCAAAAGCAGAUCGAAUCCGACGACAGCACUAUCGGAAAUUCAUAAUCAAUCAUCUUCAUCAUUGUCCCCGCUCGGUCUGCUGCCGCCAUUAUCCCCCGGGAAGCCAUACAACAGUUCCAGUAGGAAAACUAGUUUCGAUUCGACGUGCACCGUGAGUUCAAUGGAUUCGGGCUUUAUCGAUCAGCAGCAGCGACAACAGCUGAAGCAACUCCAGCAACAGCUCCAACAACAGAAGCAAGGCAAAAAGAGUAAGGAAAUAUGCCAACCGAGCGAGUCGAUAACUGUUAAAGCGAGUCCGUCCCCAGCGGAAAAAGAGUGCUGCACGAAAAAACUGGAAGAACUGCCUUCGACUAAUGACGGAGACGUCGUUGUUGUGGCCGGCGAUGAAGAUCGCCUUAAUGAGCUCUCCCAGCUGCAAAUAAAGGAGUGUUUGGUUACGCAAUCGCGGAACCGCCGGAAGUCAUACGAAGAGUUCAAAUCGCUCUUCCGGCAACAGCAGCAGCAGCAAACCGAAUGCCGAAGCCGCCUGGCUGUGGUCAACGAAAAAGACCCCCAAGGCAACGCCGCCCCCCAUGCCAACCACACUAGCAACAACAUUAGCAGUAGUAGUAACGAUAGCAUUAAAACUCGACGCAAGUCCUACGAAGAAUUUAAAGCUUCAGUCAAAAUUUGUGAUAGUAGCGUUAGUAAUUUAAAGCCUACGUCCGAGGAGGAAGAAACCACGGAAGAGGACCACCAUCAUCACACGGCCCUCUCCGGGGUCAGCGGUCUUUUCAAGAUGAAGCGCAAAAACUCGCGACGACUCAGCCUUAAGAAGCUGAAAAUGCACGACAAAGCUGACCCCACACAGACUGCAACGGCGCCUGCUGACAAGCUCGCCCCAUCUACAGUGAUUAGCAAUAGCGUUAGUAAGAUUAGCGAAGAAAGUAGUCACGUUAAGAGUAGUACAAUCUAUGAUAUUCUACGAACUAAGAACAAACCGGACGAACACAGGGACUCGGUAGUCUCCCUGAGCAAAGAUCUGUCACCAUGUCUCAAAGAGGAACUCUACCGCAAAAACUACAAAAUCUACGACAAGCUCAUCUCAUACGGAAGCAGAGCCUACAAAAAGUACGACAAAUACAUGACCUACGGCACGAUCUACGAGAUCCUGCAUCGUAAAUCCGACGCCGCCGAAGAUAUCUUCCUGCGCAAGCGAGCUCUCUCGGAAAAGUUUGCCAAGCGCAAACACAGCGUCAGCUCCCACUACAGCUCGCUCAAGUUUGGCACAAUCUACGACAUUCUGCAGAGCAGAAACGCGGCCCUAACAGCCGAGCCAGAACCCAGUGAAAACACGUCCAGCAAGGCCCCCGAAACGGAGAGCCCCACCAACUCCACUACUCUCUCCACCAUCUACGACAUCAUCCACAAAAAAGCCGACUCCCCCAAACAGCAGACCAAGAAUCGCUUCCUUGUGAAGAAAAUCACCGAAGAAGAACUUCGCUCCAGCAACGAAAACAAUCGCAACGAACUCAACACCCCCGCAAAAUCGCAGGAAACUCCACCCUCACCAGACUACACCACCCCCAAAACACAAGAACCUUCCAAGAAGCCUACCCGAGCGCGUCGCUUUUCCAACAUCCUGUCCUACAGCCCCCGCCAAUCCUCACCCAUCACAGACGCAGACUCCUCCAAACUAUCCAACUCCAACGGAUCUCGCCUCAAAAAGAUCGCCGCCAGCGAUGAGGAUCUCUACAAGCGUGCCAGCUCCAAACACCAUCAUCACCACCAUCACAAAUCUCCCCCGCCAAAGUCGAACAACGACGACGAGCUGUACUCGCGUAUUGGGCGGCUCCGAAAAUCGGCCACCGAAUCCAAUGCCCUAUGCGACAAAAUUCAAGACCCACCCCAUCAACCGUCCCCUUCGUCUUCGGGGUCUUCAUCGUCCAAAGUCCACCAUUUCCCAGCCGCGGCCAUCAAAUCCAACGGCCUUCUACCGCAGCCCGGUGCCAUAUUCAAGUCGAACUCGUUGGACAUGCUGGCACCGAGUAAGUUUGCGCGGAAUCCGCGCUGGAGUAGGCAGCAGGGGGCAGCGGGACCGGUGCGGAAGUUGAGCCCACUGGUGCUGCCCCGGAAGAGCGGAUCGGGAUCGCCCACCGGUGGGGUGGAAAAGCAGCAGAAGAAAAGUACCCGGCGGCUGUCGGAGUUUACCCGCGGGGAGUUCCUGAAUGAGAAACUAUGGUACUUCCGAAAGAUCAAGAGAAUAGAGGCGGAGAAAAAGCUGCUGCUGCCGGAAAACGAACACGGUGCUUUCUUGAUUCGCGACUCGGAAAGCCGCCACAAUGACUACUCGCUGUCAGUACGCGAUGGAGACACUGUGAAACACUACCGGAUCCGGCAGCUGGACGAGGGAGGCUUCUUCAUUGCCAGGCGAACCACAUUCCGAACGCUCCAGGAACUGGUCGAACACUACAGCAAGGACUCCGACGGCCUGUGCGUCAAUCUCUGCAAACCGUGCGUCCAGAUUGAAAAACCGGUCACCGAUGGAUUAUCGCACCGCACCAGAGACCAGUGGGAGAUCGACCGAACGUCGCUCAAGUUUGUGCGCAAGCUGGGUUCCGGCCAGUUCGGCGACGUCUGGGAAGGCCUCUGGAACAACACGACGCCGGUGGCCAUUAAAACGCUCAAGUCCGGCACCAUGGACCCGAAAGAUUUCCUUGCCGAAGCCCAGAUCAUGAAGAAGCUCCGACACAACAAGCUGAUUCAGCUGUACGCCGUCUGCACCCUGGAGGAACCGAUCUACAUUAUCACCGAACUGAUGAAGCAUGGCUCUCUGCUAGAAUUCCUACAAGGCAAAGGCAGAAAUCUCAAACUGCCACAGCUGAUCGACAUGGCCGCCCAGAUUGCCGCCGGUAUGGCGUACCUCGAACAGCAGAACUACAUUCACCGAGACUUGGCCGCCCGGAACGUGCUCGUAGGGGAUAACAACAUCGUCAAGAUUGCCGAUUUCGGCCUCGCAAGAUUAAUCAAAGAAGACGAAUAUGAAGCCCGAGUGGGAGCUCGGUUCCCGAUCAAAUGGACAGCACCGGAGGCAGCCAACUACAGCAAAUUCUCGAUCAAGUCGGAUGUAUGGAGUUUCGGCAUUCUGUUGACAGAGCUGGUCACUUACGGUAGAAUACCGUAUCCAGGUAUGACGAACGCUGAAGUUUUGAACCAGGUCGAGCAUGGUUACCGAAUGCCGCAGCCUCCCAACUGCAACGUAGCCCUGUACGAGAUCAUGCUGGAGUGCUGGAACAAAGACCCAAUGCGACGACCAACCUUCGAGACACUGCAGUGGAAGCUGGAAGACUUCUUCACAAUGGACCCCAGUGAAUACAAAGAGGCGGCACCAUACUGAUAAAUGGUGCAUGAUAGCGCAAUCUUUACAGCCGACGCCUCCGUCGUCGCCACCGCCACCGUUGAUACUAUUGCUUCUAGUACCGCCAACGCUGCUGUUUCUACUACUACUGUUGCUUCGACAUCUACUACUGCUAUCGCUGCUGCUACUAGUGCUAACACUACAAUUGCUGUCUCCGUUUCAAAUGCUGGCGGCAAAGCACGCCGUCAAAAGCCCCAGCAGCCGCAGAAACGCCAGGUAUUGCUAUUUAUUUGAAUGCCACUGAUUCGAUUCCCCGACAGAUCUAGUACUUCAAUUCUUCCAUAUCGCUUUGCCCAAUAGAACAACCCGUAGAAAAGCGGCAAUUUAGGUUGUGCCCUUUUAGGUUAUAUCCGCUUUCCGUUAGUUAAAUACAAACCUUAGACCAGGACCAUUCUAGUACUACGAUUAGCUAUCACUCUCACUAUUACAAUAAGACGGCUAGACGAAGUUAUCGUUUUAAAGUGAAAAACAUUCUCUGAAUUAAGAAGCCAAAUAUGUAUGUGUAACAAACUUUCGUUCCGCCCAACGCCCAAUGUAGACAAACAUCCCGAAUUGAUCAAUGAAGAGCUGAGCUGAGAAGAUCGGCCUAAAUGUUAAAACAUCACCCAUUCUACGAUAUAAUAAAUUCAUUCCUGCUGUUUACCGAGAAAGAGUGCGUAAGUGAAACAAGUACACUAAAACGAAUCGGAAACAAUCAAUAAGUUUAAGAUUACUAGGCACGUUACAAGGCUAGAUUUCGGUUGUUAUACAUUGUUUAAGAGACUUCGCUACAGAUACAGGAUCAACACUACGUUUAAUAUACAUUACAAGUACAUACCUUAUACUGACACAAGCACGGGAAAUCGACUAAUGUGUUCGUUUUAAUUAGUAGGAAGAGACAGCAACCAAACUAUCUAUGUAUUACAACGCCUCCCAACAGUUCUAUUACUAGUUAUAUCAUUUUUCGUUAGGUUCUAGUACUGCAAAUACGAGAUCGAAGUGACUAUAUCCUCCGAUAUCAGGUUAUAUUCAAGCGGUAUUAUUACAGAAUUAUGAUUAUUAUACAAGGGCUGUUCGUAAAGGAGAUCCAGACUAGUUUCAUCAACAACAAAUUUCUGAAAACCAAUGCAUGGAAUGUGGUGUUAAAUUUUCCUAUGAGAGCUUUUAAAAAAUACAAAGAGAAAAGUAAAAUUCAAUUAAUCAUGCAUCUCCAUUUAUUCUUUAAAUCCAUAAAACAAUAGAAACUCAUCUUUUAGCAUACUGAACUCCAGCGGCAUGUGGCAACAAUUCAAUUCUAUUGUACAUUUUGUAAACAAAAGACGAAAUGCGCAUUUUUCUUCAGCAUUUUGACCCUUAUCUCCCCUAUCCUCAAUUUUAAGAAUGAUCCCUUCAAAUUUCCCAAACUCAAUUCUGAUGAAACGGUUGAACGGUAGGUAUCUCACUCAACUUGUAAAUACAUUGAACUUUAAGCCAACAGACAAACACAAUUUGAAACAAUGAAUUAAAUUUUUAAUGUAAAAAUAAAAACGAGAUACAAAGAAGACAACUCAUUUGAACAUUGAAAAUUGUCGUGAGAGAAAAAAAAAAACAAAAUUAUUGAACAAACAAAUGAUACAUCAUACAAAGAAGAAUAUUUUCAUAUAUUGAAAUGAUAUAGACCACUGCGAAACGUGAAACCAAUAAGUGAAUGACCCCUCGAUAUGUGACACAUGGUGACAGACACUGAAGUAAAUCGUCCCGUUAUUUUUGAUCUUCAUACACGUAUAAAUUUUACGUUGCCCCUUUUUUCGGCACCGUCUCAGUUUAUAUUAGGUAAACCUUCUUUAGUAGAAACACAAAUCAAACACGCGGAAACGCAGAGAAGACCUACGAUUAGUUUUUUUUAUGUUUAAUAAUAUUAGGCAAUUAGACUGAAACAAAUAAGAUCGCGCACUCAAGCUAGCAAGUAAGCUACCAUUCAUUCGUGCAUGACUUCCUUCUCCGCCGAGGUGUAGAUCACACAGUUGUUUCCAUGUGCAACGUUUUAAAGGUUAUGUCGUGCUCGGCACACAUUCGUAUGUAUGUUAUAUUGAUAAUUAAUUAUUCUCGUCAUCACAUUUUGCAUCCAUUUUUUAUGUUUCCAACCCUGUUCUAAUUUAUUCAUCUCGUUAAACUUUGCACACCCUGAUCACAAACAUGCAAAUGCACACACACGCGUUAAUUGAUUUCUAAUUCGUUGAAAAUUUAUUUCCUCUUUUGCACCGUCCGUUUCCGGGCUGCUUCAAGGUGUAAGUGGAUUUUUCAAAAUCGUUAUUCUGAAUGUUUACAAGGAAUUUUUGCAAUCUGAAUAAAUCGUCUAAAUUAUGAGCAUUAUUGGUGGGAUAACAUUUGACCAUUUGACGAUAACCUCAAAAUCCGUACGUUGUUGUACAAAACAAUCCCAAAAAAAUACCCCAUCAUCCCCUAAGAGGUACAACAAUGUUAUACACACUGAAAUAAAAAAAAAAACGUAUAUGCUCACGUGUUUGUGCAGACAGAUUUUCAUCAUAGCGACGAUUCUCAGCACAUGUAUAUGUAUUAAAUUAUGUCACAAACACAAACGAAAUAUAAACUGUAUUCGAGACACACUGGACAAGUGAGAAAAAUUAUCCUGCUACAACUCCAAGACAACUACAGACGAAUUAAAGCUGCAUCAAUAGUAAUCUUUUAUGAUAUUUUAAUUGUAA